Molecule: messenger RNA, 529 nt
Organism: Propithecus coquereli (Coquerel's sifaka)
Lineage: Eukaryota; Metazoa; Chordata; Mammalia; Primates; Indriidae
Gene: DEFB129
Product: defensin, beta 129
Exons: 2
Coding region: 26-529 (167 amino acids)
Biological process (GO): innate immune response
Cellular component (GO): extracellular region
Source: RefSeq, a predicted model, not a curated record
AAGGCUUCCUCCCUGGCACCCAGCCAUGAAGCUCCUUUUUCCUGUCUUUGCCAGCCUCAUGCUUCAGUACCAGGUGAACACAGAAUAUUUUGGCUUGAAAAGGUGUUUAAAGGGUUUUGGGAGAUGCAAGGACCACUGCAAUGCAGAUGAAAGACAGGUGCAGGAAUGCAAGAAGACAAAAUGUUGUAUUGGACCCAAAGUGGUUCAGUUGAUAAAAAACUACCUGCAAUAUGAAAUUCCCCACAUACUUGGCGAAGACACCCAAGAAAUGCUACACACUACCAAGAAUUCCAGUGCUGUGAUGCAAACAAAACAUAUUUUAUCUGGGGUUCUCCCCAAAAUCAAAAACUCCAGCUCUUUUGCCAAUACCAACUCCAUCGUCAUCCCAAAUGCCAUCUCUGCAAACUCUGCCACCACCAACACCAGGACACCAGGACAUAACACAUACACUGCUACUUCUACCAAGAAUGACACCAAGAAAAGCAAAGAUUCUGCUGUUUUCCCACCACCAGCACCACCUCCCCCAUAA